GCUCACUGUGACGUACGUCGACGGGUAGUAACAGAAAAAGGAGAACCAGUCCAGUUAACCUGACCUGCCGUCUCUUAUUUGUGUUAGUUCUUCAUAACACUCGAGUUUGCUUCGCAAAAUGUUUUGUCGACAGUUAUACGCGGUUCUAAUUUAACAAACAAACAUGCUGGUUUAUUCGUCGUCAGGCCGUGAGUAUAUUCAGCUGUUGAAACUGACCGACGGAUAGGAUGCUUUUGUUGCUACGCUAGCUAGCUAGCUGGACUCAGCUUCAGGAUGGACAGCUGAGUGCUAAUUGAAGGAGUAACACAUACAUGUCCUGUGAAUGAAUCUUGAGAGCACCGUCUCCUCAGUGUAAAGGGAGUUUUGUGAGUGCCUUUAGCUACCUCUGAACCGUGUAGACGAUGAAGAACUGCGAGUACCAGCAGAUCGACCCACGGGCGCUGUCCGUUUCGCCGCUGUCGGUUCAGAACCACGCCGAGAAGAAAGUGCAGCGCCCGCGAAGAAAAUGGGAAGUGUUCCCGGGAAAGAACAGGUUUUUUUGCGACGGGCGGCUCAUCCUGGCCAGACAGAACGGCGUCCUUCCUCUAACACUGGGCCUUAUUCUCGUCACUAGUGGCCUUUUCUUUGUUUUCGAUUGCCCCUUCCUGGUGACGCAUCUGACCGUCUUUAUACCUGUGAUAGGAGGGGUUCUCUUUGUGUUUGUGGUUACCUCCCUGCUGAGAACCAGCUUUACAGACCCAGGCAUUUUACCCAGGGCCACUGCAGAUGAAGCUGCAGACAUUGAAAGGCAGAUAGAUUCCUCAGGAUCCUCAACAUAUCGCCCCCCUCCUCGAACCAAGGAGAUCCUCAUCAACCAGCAGGUGGUAAAGCUCAAGUACUGCUUCACUUGUAAGAUGUUCCGGCCUCCUCGGACCUCCCACUGCAGUCUGUGUGACAAUUGUGUCGAACGGUUUGAUCACCACUGCCCAUGGGUGGGGAACUGUGUUGGGAAACGCAACUACCGCUAUUUCUACAGCUUCAUCAUCUCUCUGUCUUUUCUGACAUCUUUUAUAUUUGGCUGUGUCAUCACACACAUCACCCUUCGUUCUCAAACGGGUAAAAGCAUCGUACAAGCUGUUCAGGAGAGCCCUGCUAGUGUGGUGGAAUUGGUCAUUUGUUUUUUCUCAAUCUGGUCUAUUCUGGGCCUCUCAGGCUUCCAUACCUACUUAGUAGCCUCUAACCUCACCACAAAUGAAGAUAUCAAGGGGUCCUGGUCAAGUAAACGGGGAGCAGAGGAGUCUGGAAACCCCUACAGUUAUAACAACAUUAUAACCAACUGCUGUGCAACAUUAUGCGGUCCUAUGCCUCCAAGCCUGAUUGAUCGAAGGGGGUUCCAUCUACCUGAUGAGGUGAUCCCUGUUGCUUCGGCCUUAGAGAUGGAACUGCCUCCAUUCACGCCCAAGAGUGAUGCAAACAUGUGCACUCAGAGCACAAAGGACGUGUUGGAGAGGAUGCUCCACUCCUCUGACUUUCAUGGCCUGUGCCCUUCAGGGAUCCAAAAGACCACCCCUCUGGUCCAGGAGGUUCCCAGAACCCCAGCAACCGCAGAGCCCUCACUCUCUUCUGGCUGCUCACGACAGCUUGCCCAUCAGGCUGUGGUUGACCCAUGCCCACCGUUCAGCAAAAGCAACAGAAGAGACUCGCUGCACUCGAUCAAUCCGGCCUUCCGCCUGGCUUCUCCCUCGCCGACGUUUAGCCGCAGCAUGCCGGUUCUCGGCGAUGGACGUGCCAUUGGUUUUAUGCCACAGCAUUGAUAUUGCUCAGUCACCAUCAGAGCAGAGAGGCAGACAUGGUGGACUAUAGGCUGCUCAGGCUGCACACAUUGCUGCUGUUUGUCAUCAGGCAGUGGUUUUGGACACACAGACUAUCUGUCAGAUUAGCGAUCAUGAAGCAUGUGGGACUUUGGUGUCUAAAGAUGUCCUUGUGGGGAAUUAUGCUUAAUUUCAGUCACUAGUGUCCAGCUGUACACAUCCUUCAAAAUGGAGGGGAAUCUUAGUAACACUUGAGAGCACAAUAUAGAGAUAUUUUUUCACAUCUUUUUUAGGACGCUGGAAAUGUCCCGCCACCUUUUUCUGCAGCACCUCAGUGUUUAAGUUCCUGCUGAUGUCAUAUGCAAACAAAGGUUUAAAUGUGGACACACUUUUGAUUUUGGUUGUUAAUGUAAGAAGCCAAAAACAAAAGUUGGACUUUGUUAAAUUCUUUGGAUAGUGAGCCAUUUUAACACGAAGAGCCUCUAGCAUUGUCCAAGUUUCUGAUCAUCUACAUUGUCCUGUCUAUGUUUGAUGGACUGAUUAUUGAAGUAUUUUGAAGGAGAUUGCUGCUCAGGUUUUGUAACCAGGGUUUGAGAUUUGGAUCUUGGAAUUUUGCAAAUCCUUUUGUAAGGAAGCUAAUGUUUUGCAAGAUCCAGAGUUACUUUUGUGAGAUCCCCAAAAAGGAUUUGUGAGAUCCCAAGCUGCCUUUGUGAGAUCCCAAAUUAUGUUUAAGAGGUUCAACAAACGUUUUGUGAGUUGGUUUGGCUAAAUAUUGCAACAGUUUUGCAAGAUCCUGAGUUACUUUUUGGAGACUCUGCAAAAGCUUUACGAGAUCCUGCAAAAGAUUUCCAAGAUUUUAAUUUACUUAUGCAAGACCGUACAAAAUUUUUUUAAGGUACCAAGUUACUUUGGCAGGAUCCUCCAGAAGAUUUGCGAGAUCCUGAGUCACUUUUGUCAGAGUUUUAUUUGCAGGAUCCUGCAGACGUUUUCUGAGACCCCCAAAAGUUUUCUGCAAGAUCCCAAGUUAAUUUUGUUUUUAAUCAUACAACUUUUUCAGGGAUCCUAACUUGUUUUUGUGAGGCGAUAAGUUGCUUUCACAAGAUUCCAGAUUACUUUCAUCAGAUCCCACAAAGGUUUUGCAGGAUUCUGAAGUACUUUUGCGAGAUCUCAAGGUGUUUUUAUUGGACAGCGCAAAAUCUUUGCAAGAUGCUGAGUUACUUUUAUGACACCUCAUAAAGGUUUUCUCGCAAGAGCAUCAAGCUGCAGACCAUGGGUGUAAAUGCAUGAUCUCCACCAUUAGAAGUUUAGUUCUUGUAGUUUGUUUCAGGGAUUAAUAGUAUGUUAAAGAUGCUCAACUCUAGCAAUGUUCAAAUAAAGGGCAAAUGCUUAAAACUGUAAGUAAGAAGGACAUUUUAAAUUAUAGCAGAUGUAAUCUGUCGGACAUAGCUUAAGCUUAACCUCAGUUUUUUAUAACAAGAGCCUUAAAAUAGCAAACACUGGGAAAAGUUGCACAUCUAGUUCUGAAUCAUACACUGAUAGAUGUGAACAAAUAUUAGUGAAACUACACCUGUGCAAUAAUUAUAAAGUCAUUCACUAUUCAACUUAAUGGUUUACUGUUGCAAAAGACCAAAAUCUAACCGGGACAUUUUUUUUAUUCGUACUUUUUAUGUUAUACUUUGCUUUUGCUCUUAAAUAAUAAAACGUCUGCAGCAUCUCGCAAAAUGUAACUCUGUUUGUUGCAAAACUUUACUUUUAAAACUAUAUUUUAUUUUUCCUUUCUGUGUCCCUGGGCUCAGUACAUAAGGAAACUAAGGCUAGAAAAUAAUAUUUAAACUACACUGUGUUUGUUCAGAUUUUCCAUGUGGAAUAGGAUGGAAUGUACAGCAUUUUUUUGUGUUCCCUGUGUCUAAAAUUUGGAGAUCACAACAAGAAUAUUUAAGUCAUGUUUGCAACUUUUUGUUUGGAACUCAUAUAGCAAUAUAAUUUCUGACACAGUACAUGUUUAAUGUAUUCUGCAGGGAUGAGUAUUUUUUAUCAGUUUUUUUUUUUUAUCAGUUUGGCUGCAGCACAGACCCGACCCAAAUUUUGAACAUAAACAUUGUCUCAGAAAUCUCAAACUGUAUCAUCUUACAGUAAAUGGCAUGAAGUGAAAUGCACCACUAGGGGGCAGGAUGUGAACAACAUAUUUAUUUCAGUCUUAAUUUAGUCAUGUGGACAUCACCAGCAGAAUGCCUUUUUUGUUUUAUUUAUUUUGAUUUUUUUGUAUUUGAACUUUGAAGGUGUUCAUUUCUUGUGAGUUAGUAAAGAUUCUCUUUGGUGUAGCUCAUUUAUCAGUCUGCAGCAAGGUCUGUAGGUUGUGUAUACGAUUACAAGCAGUGCUUGUAGGAACAGACUUGUUUGUAUUUUGCAGUGUAGCAGUAAAAUUGUAUCAUGUGACCAAUAAACAUCCGUUUUUGUUGAA
Girardinichthys multiradiatus is the source of this 4251-nucleotide messenger RNA. It is a transcript of the gene zdhhc18a, whose product is annotated as zinc finger DHHC-type palmitoyltransferase 18a. Gene Ontology annotation, molecular function: protein-cysteine S-palmitoyltransferase activity. Bases 402 to 1793 code for a protein of 463 amino acids. Lineage: Eukaryota; Metazoa; Chordata; Actinopteri; Cyprinodontiformes; Goodeidae. Gene Ontology annotation, biological process: peptidyl-L-cysteine S-palmitoylation; protein targeting to membrane. The transcript has 9 exons. Gene Ontology annotation, cellular component: endoplasmic reticulum; Golgi apparatus. The record is from RefSeq and is a predicted model, not a curated record.